CGACUGGGUUCCCGAGACGGAAUACCCAGGAGUCGAGUACUUGGGCGCAUGCGGCAACCGUAUCUCAGUUCUCGCGAGGUUUCGUCUUCCCGGAGGCGUUGGAGGACAUUCCUUGUUGACUGCGUCGCGAUGUGUGGCGACUGUGUGGAGAAGGAAUAUCCCAACCGGGGUAAUACCUGCCUGGAGAAUGGAUCUUUCUUGCUGAACUUUACAGGCUGUGCAGUGUGCAGUAAGCGGGAUUUUAUGCUGAUCACAAACAAAUCCUUGAAAGAAGAAGAUGGAGAAGAAAUAGUUACCUAUGAUCAUUUGUGUAAGAAUUGUCAUCAUGUAAUAGCCAGACAUGAGUAUACAUUCAGUAUCAUGGAUGAAUUUCAGGAGUAUACCAUGCUGUGUCUGUUAUGUGGCAAAGCCGAAGAUACUAUCAGUAUUCUCCCUGAUGACCCCCGACAAAUGACUCUGUUAUUCUAAGGAUCCUUCUACAGAUCUGUUAUAACUAUAUUGGGUUGGUUUACAAUACAGCAAGCCUGAUGGUUUGUCUUAUUUCAUUCAUACUGAAAAUUCUUUGCAUAUUUUUUUUCUGCUUAGACUUACUUAUUCUUUGAGGAAAAAAAGUAAUGUAGGAGAUCAUUGUUCUCUAGAGCUGAGCUCUUCUGCUAAAGUUCAAAGUUCACAUCAGUGUAGCCAGAGGGAAGCAUCUUUGUUAGCAGUUAUGUGGUCAAAAAACAACUAGAAUGGGAGCACACCUGGUGCCCAGAUUUUGGUUUCCAAUAAAAGGAACCAGGGCUCCUUGGAAAACCAACUGAUUCUAGAACUGGGGUAUGAACGAUACAAGAUGAGCCUAGAGUAUCUUGUGCCACAGAAAAAUGAAGUACUGAAAUUUAAAAAAAAAAAUCACAGUGAUUGGGAGUAUGUCAGUAUGAUCGAACUGAAGGAUCUCUGAAAGGCCAGAGCUGGAGCAAUUUGAGUAACAAAAUAAAUAAAGUAGUAUUGGGUUAUAACCCAAACUAUAUAAUAAAUAUUUACAAGCCCAAACUAAUAUAAAUGAUUGAAUGGGAACAAAUCUCUUGUGCAGAAGAAUUUCAAAUAAUUUAUGUAGAUACUUCCCACUUAGUGGGCUUCGCAUAGUGACUUCCUUGCAGAGUAUAAUACGGAAAAGGGGGAAAAGAGUAACUACAGUGGAGAAAUCUGACAGACACCAGCUCAGCCAGGUGAUUGAGGUUAACGUCAUCCAUGAUAAGCCCUUUUGAUAGCAUGUAUCCUCGAUAGCAUCACAUCAUACAGAAUGUGAUAAGAAUGGCACUUUACCUCUGUGGUUCUCCUCCCCAAAACUCAGAACCCAAGUCUGAUCAGGAGAGAAACAUCACACAAAUUCCAACUGAGGAGCAUUCUUUAAAAUACCUAACCAGUACUUCUCAAAACUAUCAAGGCCAUCAAAAACAAGGAAAAUCUGAGACAUAGUCACAGCCAAGAGGAGCCUGAGAAGACAUGACUGCUAGAUGUAAUGUGGUAUCCUACAUGGAAUUAUAUACCACGAAAAAAAGAAAAGAUCGUUUGGUAGAAACUAGGGAAAUCAGAAUACAGUGUGGACUUUAGUUAAUAUAAAUGAGAAAAUGGUUUCAUUUGCUUUAAAGGGAUCUUAGAAUAUCUUACUUUGCAUAGUUUCAUGAGCGCUGGCUAGGAGGUUAUAAACUCUGGCAUUUAGGCCUCUCUGCCAUUUAGUAGCAGUAUAGUCAUUAAGCAAAGCAUUGCUCUGGACUUUAUUGUCCUGUUUCUAUCAAAUUGGACUAAUAAAAUUGAUAUAAUACAUUCAUCACAGUAUUGUUAGGAGAUUUAAAUGAAUUAGUGAAUGUAAGAUACUUUAGAAAGCAUAUAAAGUACUAGAUACAAUGAGGUGGCUUCAAUUAGUGCUCAUUCUGAGACCUAAAUUUAAAGGGUCAGGCAUUACAAACAAAAGUGUUUCUUCUUCAUAUCUAGGAGAUUUGGAAAUUCUGAACUAAGGCCUUAUAAGAACAAGAAAUGAGGAAAGUGUUCAUUGUAGAUACCUGGGAAAAGCUUUGUUGAAUAACAGUAAUAAUAAUAAUAUCUGAGCUUUAUUAAGUACUUACUAUGUGCUAAGACCUUUUUAAGCACUUAUUUAAUCCUCAUUAACAAAUUCAUAAGGUAGGUGCUAUUGAUAGUUUAGCCAUAACCAGAUAGGGCUCGUUAUUUGUAAGUUAUCAUGAAGAGGUUUAUGUUCACUGUUCUUUACUUCAGUGUAGCACUUUUAGAGCCAAAAAAACUCAGGCACAAAGAAGUUAAAUAACUUGCCGGGUGCGGUGGCUCAUGCCUGUAAUCCCAGCACUUUGGGAGGCCAAGGCAGGUGGAUCACCUGAGGUCAGGAGUUUGAGACCAGCCUGACCAGCAUGGUGUAACCUCGUCUUUACUAAAAAUACAAAUACGAAAAUUAGCCAGGCAUGGUGGUGUGCACCUGCAUCCCAGCAACAUGGGAGGCUGAUCAGGAGAAUCGCUUGAACCCGCGACAGGGAGGUUGCAAUGAGCCAAGGUCAUGCCACUGCACUCCAGCCUGGGAGACAGAGCAAGACUCCAUCUCAAAAACAAAAAACAAAACAAAACAACAACAAAAAAAGUUAAAUAACUUGUUUAAGGUCACACAGCUAGUGCAGUUACCCCCUCUCAGUAAUAAUGUUUGGCAAAUAUGAAAUACAAGGAUCUGGCAAGGUUAGGAAGAGGUUAAGAAUAUCAGUGACAAGUGCUCUCAGGCAUCCAGGCAUGUCAGAUGAAGAUUUAUUAUUCAGGAAAGUUAAGUCAGCUGUUGUAGGGAUCAGUUGUUUUAUUCCGGGAAAAUGUUUUUCAUUUUGCUGCAAAUCUAUAUCUGACCUGCUGAGGAAAUCAUUUGGUGAAAUGAAUCCAGAAAGCAGAGAAAAUGCUUCAUUACUUUAAAUAGCAGCAUUAAGCCCAUUAUAGCCUCUGAAUUGUCCCUUCCUUGAGUUUGCUAAUGCUUCCAACUUAGUCAUUUGAAGCCCAAGAGUCUAAUUUUAUAUGCCCUGCCAAUGUCCUCAUCUAUUGCAGUAUUCUAUUUGUUUUGGACUAUAUGUUACAAAAAUUUAAAACAUAAGAUCCUCUCUAUAUUUCAUUAUUGGUAAACCAACAUUGUGCUGUGUUUUGUGAUAUUUUAUCAUUUUCUAGAUUCUUAUGUGGAUCUAAUAAAGACCACUUGAACCCA
Messenger RNA from Symphalangus syndactylus (siamang), 3223 nucleotides. It is a transcript of the gene CHURC1, whose product is annotated as churchill domain containing 1. The record is from RefSeq and is a predicted model, not a curated record. Gene Ontology annotation, molecular function: zinc ion binding. Lineage: Eukaryota; Metazoa; Chordata; Mammalia; Primates; Hylobatidae. Gene Ontology annotation, biological process: multicellular organism development; positive regulation of DNA-templated transcription; fibroblast growth factor receptor signaling pathway.